Messenger RNA from Gaeumannomyces tritici R3-111a-1, 804 nucleotides. RefSeq lists its product as hypothetical. The transcript has 3 exons. The record is from RefSeq and is a predicted model, not a curated record. NCBI's taxonomy places the organism in Eukaryota, Fungi, Ascomycota, Sordariomycetes, Magnaporthales, Magnaporthaceae. The coding region runs from base 1 to 804 and encodes 267 amino acids.
AUGUUGCGAACUCGUCUGUCCACCAACCUGGCCACCCGCGAGCUCACACAGACUGCCUGGUCCACCUUAGCUUGUUCGUUCCGUUUCGUCGACUCAACCCACGGCGAGGGCGCGUCGACAGCCGAGUUCGAGGCCAUGUCCACUCCCUCGUCCGUCGGCCCCGCUCCUAGACUGAGCUUUUGGUUCCGCGAGCUUUCUGGACUGCCUGACGAGCCACUGCCUUUGUUCCCAACCUUGGCGCUAGUGGUCGAGCGCCAGACUACCAACAACCUCGGCCUCUCGCAAGCCGGCAUCAAAGUCCUGAUAGGCUGCGUCGACUUCAUCUUGCACGCCGGCGCCCAAGGGUCCUGUCUGAACACCUACGCGUCGAUCCGCGACCCGAGCGUGCGGUCGACGGGCUUCCUUGCCGCUCUAGGCCUCGCCGCCAGCCACAGUCGCCCGACGCGCUUCCAUCUCGUCUCCAGCGUCCGCGCCAUCCUCUUCAGCGGCAAAAACGAAUAUCCCGAGGUCUCCAUGAUCGCCGACGGCGUGCUCGGGGACAACGGCGGCGGCGGCGGCGCCGAGGAUGCCAACACCACCCCGGGCGUCAAGUACAUGCACCACACGACGAGCAGCGUGGUCCCCGUGCGGCAGUUCCAGCCCUUCAUGGAUGAGAGGCUAGACAGGCCGCUGCGGUGGCUGCAGAUGAUGGAGUGGACAGCGCGGGUCGAGGAGGCGGGCUUCCUGCGCGCCGUGUGCGAGGUCGGCGAGGCGCGAUACCCGAAAUUAUUGUUGCUGGGAAGCGGGAUUGCAGAGGGGAAAUGA